AUGACAGGAUCAUUUCACACUUUCGACACCCCGUCGAUUUCAUAUAGUCUGUAUGCGAUUUUUGCCUUCCCAGUAUUGACAUUACAUGUAACCCGAUCAAUCAAGAACAAGAUGCGACUUAAAGACGUUCGGUCACAUCCUGACAAGCGUGACUUUGUAGCACUGGCCGAAUCAACCGACUACAACGUUGCAGAGGCUUGA
Phycomyces blakesleeanus NRRL 1555(-) is the source of this 201-nucleotide messenger RNA. RefSeq lists its product as hypothetical. The record is from RefSeq and is a predicted model, not a curated record. Bases 1 to 201 code for a protein of 66 amino acids. NCBI's taxonomy places the organism in Eukaryota, Fungi, Mucoromycota, Mucoromycetes, Mucorales, Phycomycetaceae. The transcript has 2 exons.